This is a messenger RNA of Mesocestoides corti, 399 nucleotides long. The record is from the annotation of a GenBank genome assembly. NCBI's taxonomy places the organism in Eukaryota, Metazoa, Platyhelminthes, Cestoda, Cyclophyllidea, Mesocestoididae.
UACGUUACAAAAAGAAUCGACGAUUUCCUGAAUGCGUCAAGAAACUUUGAAAACUUUGUUGGAAACCUUCAUGGCUCAGACAUGAGGUGUUUCCACAUAUACAACGAUAUACUGGGGCGUCUCUCGAAGCAGUUCAUCUCCAACAUAGUCGGCAAACCACUGAGACAUGUUCUUGUGGACACCGCCUACACGCAGUCUAAUGCCGCGAGCUACUUUCCCAGGAUACGCACACUGCUGCAUCAACUGGAACUAGGUGAAGACAGGGACGUGCGGACAAUGUUGAAGUCUCUCAAGGUGGAACUCUCUGCCCUUGUGACCGCCUUCAACGCAGCUUCGACACUGCUGCGCGGUGGACUGUUUGGAUCUCUUGACGCCUACCACGCCCACUUGUGCUACUAG